Molecule: messenger RNA, 14509 nt
Organism: Aplysia californica (California sea hare)
Lineage: Eukaryota; Metazoa; Mollusca; Gastropoda; Aplysiida; Aplysiidae
Product: transformation/transcription domain-associated protein
Exons: 96
Coding region: 150-12056 (3968 amino acids)
Biological process (GO): DNA repair; regulation of DNA-templated transcription
Cellular component (GO): nucleus; NuA4 histone acetyltransferase complex; SAGA complex
Molecular function (GO): transcription coregulator activity; protein binding
Source: RefSeq, a predicted model, not a curated record
UAGUUUUUAAAUGGUCAGCCUGAGUUGUUUUCACUUUCCAGUUUUCAGUUUUCUUCUCAAAAGUAGCGGUUCUCCACAAGAAGUGAACAUUCCCCUGCGAAAAUGGGACAGAAGUGCUUGUGAAUCUGAGAAAAACCAUCACUGUCACUAUGGUUGGGUCACCCAUGAGUCCGCAGGAUGCUGCGGCUCAGCUGACUGCAUUCAAGUCAUAUGUACAGCUGAUUGCAGACUCUACUCCUGGCAUUGUGGAGAAAAAACUGAAAGCAGCACAGGAAUUGAGUGAAAACUUUGAGCGGACUGAUAUCAAUGAAAGGUGGUUUAUUACCACUGACAGUGUUGUGGCAUUGCAGCAGUAUCCACAGUUUCUAGCUGAGCUUAUGAAGGUGUUCCUGAAAAUUUUAGAUGAAGGAGAACCACAGUUCAUUGCAGAGCAGAAUAUACAGCAACUGAGAAAACUUUUGCUAGAAAUCAUUCACCGAAUCCCUUGCAACGAUCACCUGAAGAAGUAUGUGCAACAAAUUCUGACUUUGAUGUUCAGAUUGUUAAAGAUUGAAAAUGAAGAUAAUGUGCUUGUCUGCAUUCGUAUCAUCCUUGAGCUACAUAAACAGUACAGACCACAAAUGAACGAGGAGGUACAGAAAAGGAUCACAGAAUUUAUGAAGUUUGUGAAGGGAAUUUACAGUAGUCUUCCCAGCCACUUGCCUCGCAUUUUUGAGCCUCGUUCUCAAAAGAAGGUGAAGGAUCUCUCUGAUAUUAAUGUUGAAGUCUGGCUGCAGGAUAUUUUUACAAUGACAACAGUGUUAACAGACAAGAAGAAUGCAGAAAAUCAGAGUGUACAGUACAACAUCAUCCCCAUGGGCAUCCAGAGCCUGAAGGUGUUGGCGGAGCUACCAAUCAUCGUGGUGCUCAUGUAUCAGAUGUACAAGCAACAGGUGCAGAACGACAUGGUGGAGUUUAUUCCCCUCAUCAUGAACACCAUCACAUUGCAGCCCUCAGCUCAGCACCGGGCUAAUCCUGCCUUCAACAAGGAGGUAUUUGUGGAUUUCAUCGCUGCACAAAUCAAGACUUUGUCCUUUCUGGCAUAUAUCAUCAAAAUAUAUCAGGGGGCUGUAAACAGUCACUCUCAACAGAUGGUCCAAGGUCUUCUGGGCCUCAUGUCCCUGUGCCCGCCUGAGGUCGCUCACCUGCGCAAGGAGCUGCUCAUGGCUGCCCGACACAUCCUCUCCACAGAGCUCCGGAACAAAUUUGUGCCCAUGAUAGAGAAACUGUUUGAUGAAAACAUUCUGAUCCGAUCUGGCUGGACCACUCAUGAAUCUCUCAGGCCGCUGGCAUACAGCACGUUGGCUGACCUAGUUCACCACGUACGGAACAACCUUUCCCUUCAUGAUCUGUCCCUGGCGGUCAAUCUCUUCUCCAAGAAUGUUCAUGACGACUCCCUGCCCAGCAGCAUCCAGACUAUGUCCUGCAAGCUGCUGCUCAAUCUGGUCGACUGCAUCCGGACGAAAAGUGAUCAGGAAAACGGAAAUGGAAGAGAACUACUCCUGAGAAUGUCUGAGGUUUUUGUGUUGAAGUUUAAAACUAUUGCUAAGGUCCAGCUACCCUUGCUCCUGGCUAAAUGCAAACCUUCAAAUGAACCUUCCAAAAUGGCUGAAGCAAAAGCCUUGUGCCCUUCGCCCACAACAGCCCAGGUUGCUCAACAGCUGAUAGCCUCGGGGGAUGGAAAACUUCCGGACUCCAUUAAGGAUGAAAAACUAGUCCAGCUUUUCACAACCAGUGUGGAGGCCAAAGAUAAAGAAGACAAGCCAAUGAUGCGUUUUGGAGCCAUCCCCAAUCACAACAGCCCGUACUCUGUGUCGGAGUGCCGCAGCUUGAUGAAGACCCUCGUCUGUGGCGUGAAGACCAUCACCUGGGGCAUCCUCAACUGCAAAGCUCCGAACUCCAACAUUGGAAGCAGCAAGACACUGAUGCCAAAAGAGAUUCUGGUGUACGUUCGCCUCCUGAAGUAUGCGCUCAAGGCUCUUGACAUUUACACAAUUUGUGUGAACCCCAACGGGGGACUUUAUGUGAGGUCUCAGAGUGUGCAGAGCGUAAAAGUGAAAGAGGAAAAGGAGGCCCUGGAACAUUUUGCUGGGGUGUUCACCAUGCUGACGCCAAUUUCUUUCAAGGAAAUCUUUUCAUCAGUCAUAGAGUACAUGGUUGACAGAAUCCAUGGAAACUUUGCACUGCAGAUUGUUGCAAACUCAUUCUUAGCUCAUAUGUCCACGUCUGCGACAUUUGGUACCAUCGUUGUGGAGUAUCUACUGGAGAGAAUAUCAGAGAUGGGAUCGAACAUUGAGCGAUCCAACUUGUAUCUGAAACUGUUCAAGAUGGUGUUUGGAUCUGUAUCUCUCUUUGCUGCAGAAAACGAACAAAUGUUGAAGCCACACCUCCACACAAUCGUCAACCAGUCUAUGGAGCUGGCCCUGUCGGCCAACGAACCGUUCAACUACUUCCUGUUGCUGAGAGCGCUGUUCCGGUCUAUCGGAGGAGGAUGUCAUGACUUGCUGUACCAGGAGUUCCUUCCCCUUCUUCCCAAUUUGUUACAGGGCUUGAACAGUCUCCAGAGUGGCUUGCACCGGCAGCAGAUCAAGGACCUGUUUGUGGAGCUGUGCCUCACCGUCCCCGUUCGACUCAGCUCCUUGCUGCCUUACCUCCCUAUGUUGAUGGAUCCGCUGGUCUCCGCCCUCAAUGGCUCGCAGACACUCAUUAACCAGGGCCUACGUACUCUGGAACUGUGUGUAGACAAUUUGCAACCAGACUUUCUCUAUGACCACAUCCAGCCAGUGAGAGCUGAGCUUAUGCAGGCUCUAUGGCGCACGCUGAAGAACCCUCAGGACGCAACAGCUGCUACUGCUUUCAGGGUCCUGGGAAAAUUUGGCGGAGGGAACAGGAAGAUGUUGAUGGAGCCUCAGAAGAUGCCUUAUAACAACAAAGAAACUGUUGGUCCUUGUGUCAACGUCCACUUCCAGGAGAGUAAAUCCCCCAUCUCAUUGCCUGUUGAAAAAGCUGUGGAAGCUGCUCUGACCACCCUGAAGAGUUCUUUGACUGAUUCAUUCCAUCCCCGUCAAGCUUACGACUUGAUCAGAUGCUUCCUAAUUUCUGUCAUGAAUCUCGAUGAUGAGAAACAGAUGAUGAUGCACUUGUUUUCACACCCAAGCUUCAAAGAGAAAGAGAUCAGCAGUCUACCAGCUCAGGGCUACAAGAACCCAGACUCGCACUCCAGACACGUCCACGAACAGGCUCUCACUGGGAUGUUUGUUGCUGCAGCGAUCAAGGACCUGCGUCCCACAGCCCUGCCCUUCAUGGCCUGCAUGGUGCGUCACUACACACUCAUCACGGUGGCACAGCAGUGUGGCCCGUUUCCCGUUGGAGACAAGCAGACAAAGCUCCAGGGGAUGGACACACAGAUCCUGGUGGAUGCGCUGACCACCAUCAUGGGCCACGAGGAAAAGGAGUUGUGCAAGCCUGGCAACGUCUCCCUCUGCAUCAUCAUCGACACUGCCACCUCCAUCCUUGGCUCUAAAGAAAGGGCGUGUCAGCUCCCACUGUUUGAGUACGUGGCCGAGCGCAUGUGUGACCUGUGCUAUCUGCGGGCGUGGUACUCCAAAUAUGGGGGAUGCCGAGCCAUCAAAUCCCUGUAUGAGCGCAUGAGCUUCAAGUGGGUGUUAGACCAUCAGUACAUGUUCCUCAAGGCUCUUCUCUUUGUCAUCAACGACCUCACGAUGGAGGUGUCGAGUGGGGCGGUGGAGCUGGCCCAGAAGUGUGUGGAGGAGAUGCUGAGGAUGUGCGCACGGCCGUUGGAGGGAGAGGAGGCCACGGAGGAGCUGGUGGCCGCCCAGAAAAAGUCGCUGAACGACGUGGCUCAAAAGCUCAUCCCACAGAUCACGUCCUCAAACAUGCUGGUCCGACAGCAGUGCAUGAAGUCCCUGAAGGUGCUCGCGGAAGUGACCAAGAAGUCGGUGACUGAGAUUAUGGCUCCUCACAAGGAGCUGCUGCAGCAGAUGGUUCCUCCCAAGAAACUCCUGCUCCGACACAUAGCCCUCAACUCGCAAAUCGGCAUCAUGGAAGGCUACACUUUCUGCGUGACCCUUGAACCGCGGCUGUUCAACUUUGACUCAAGUCAGGUGGAACAUGGUGUCUUCUUUCAUGAAGUGCUGAACAUCUGUGACGUUGAAGAUGCUGUUUUGAUGAAACAACCCUGUUACAAAAACGCAACCAACCUGGUUCCUCUCAAGAAAAGUGCACUGCGUGCUCUUGCUGCCUGCAAUCUGGUGCUGAACAAGAAAGAGAAGAUCUUCAAUACUUUGUACAAGGCCCUGAACAGUACUAAUUCAGAGAUUCAAGAAACUGCGCAUGAAUCUAUGGAAGUGCUCAUGAAGGGAUGCAAAAUUGAAGUGGAGAUGGCGUAUGCUUCCAUGAAGCCUCUGCUGUCUAUGCUGGGGGAUUAUCGGGGACUCAACCUCAGUGUCAUCAAAAGGCUGUCGUCGCUGGUGCAACUUUUCCCACACACCUUCAAUGAGAAGCUCUGCGAUUCUCUGCAGACCCACUUGAAGAGGUGGCUUGAGACAGCGGCUACCAACCAAAGCAAAGGUCAACCACGCCCGGCCGGACAAGUGCUGUCCAAUGAGGUCCAGCUGUGUGCGUCUAUCAUCAACAUCUUCCACCUGAUCCCGGCCGCCAGCAAGAACCUGAUAGAGCCACUGACGGCUCUGGUCCUGGCAGGGGAGAAGACUCUGCUCAUGGAGUCGAGCAGUCCGUUCCGUGCUCCGCUUAUGAAGUUCCAGCUACGCUAUCCAAGUCAAGUGGUCGACCUCUUUCUCUCGGAGAAUGCCCUCAAAGAUCAGAGAUGGUGCCGCUAUUUUGAGUAUUUGUUGCACCACAAAGACGGGAAACCAUUCUGUGAAGUGCUACAGAGUAACCCCAUGCGUCUGGUCAACAUGUUGUCAGGACAGUUACAGGCCACUGCCGCAAGCCCAAUUGCCAGCCCAUCCCCAGUGAGGACUGAACUCCAGUACCGGGCUGUCCGGCUGAUUGCCCUGCUGGUGAGGUUUGAUGAGAAGUGGCUGGCACAGCACACGCAGAUGCGACCUCUCCUGUUGUCCAUAUGGGUGUCUGAUGCUUUCUUGGAGAGGCACAAGGCUGUGGAUGCGUUGGACUAUGUGUACUGGAAAGAGCCAGCGCUCAUCCUCAAGUGUUUGCUGAAUUAUUUCAAACAACACACAGAUGACAUUGAGCUCUUGUUUCACAUCCUGCGCUGCUUCAUUAAUCGGUUCAUACCACAAUUUCAAUUUGUGAAGGAUUUUCUGGAUGACACCAUUGCCAAGACUUACAGUGCUGACUGGAAGAGGAAGGCUUUCUUCAAGUUUGUCACUGUUUUCCAUGACCAGAGUUGGCCACAGGAGCUCAAAGCUAAGAUCCUGCAGUACGUGCUGGUUCCUUGCUUUUUCAACUCGUUUGAGAAGGGAGAAGGUGACAAGCUCAUUGGCGGCCCCCCGGCCCCAGACCAGGACAGCGAGGACAACGUCAUCAGCGUCUUCAUCAACCGCGUCAUCGAUCCCGAGAACCCAUUCGGGACAUCAGACGCUGUGCGGAUCCUCUUGUUACAGUUCUCCUCAUUGCUGGUGGAGCAGGCAUCUUCCCACAUCCAUGACGCUGCCAACAAGAAACAAGGCAACAAGCUGCGACGCCUGAUGACUUUUGCUUGGCCGUGCCUAGUGGCCAAGAACUGUGUGGACCCGGCCACCAAGUACCACGGACAUCUCCUCCUGGCUCACAUCAUUGCCAAGUUUGCCAUUCACAAAAGAAUUGUUCUUCAGGUUUUCCACAGUCUCCUCAAGGCUCAUGCCCAUGAAGCUAAGAUGGUGGUCAGGCAAUCGCUGGAGUAUCUCACCCCGGCCAUGCCCGGCCGCAUGGAAGAUGGCAACGGAAUGCUGACCCACUGGACAAAGAAAAUCAUUGUGGAGGAAGGCCACAGCGUGGGACAGCUGGUGCAUAUUUUGCAUCUGGUGGUUUUCCACUACAAAGUCUACUACCCAGUGCGACAUAGUCUACAGCAGCAUAUGGUCAACUCGUUGCAGAGGCUCGGCUUCGCCCUAAGUGCAAGUCUCGAACAUCGCAAGCUGGCUGUCGACCUGGCUGAUAUCAUCAUCAAGUGGGAGCUGAUGAGGAUCAAAGAGGAGCAGGACAGCAAUGCAGAGCCACAGUCUCCUUUGCCGGAUGGGGCGUCCUCUUCAAGUGGGUCAUCAGGGUCUGGGCUAGUCACACAGGCUGCCGGGGUCAAACGUUCCAUGUCCUCUGUCAGCUCGCCACAGGAUCCAAAGAAAAGCAAAGUGGCUGGAUCUGGUGGGCGCAGUCAGUCUGAUGUGAACAAACCAAUCGACAAGCAGUACUGUGAUGCUGUGGCCAAUUUCCUGCUCCGAUUUGCCUGCCAGUGCCAUCCUUCCCCCUACAAGGUAAACGAGGCAGCAGGUGCAGUGGGCCACACCUCCCAGGGAGAAAUGUUGUCCAAACGCUGCGUGGCCCUGCUCAAGCUGGUGCUGCGUUCCGACGUCUGGCCCAACGUGGACCUCAAGCUGAGCUUCUUCGACAAGCUCCUCAGCAACGCCACAAACUCCCAGCCCAACAUCAGCAACAUUGUGGUGGCCUUAGAGCUUCUUGAGUUCUUGAUUGGAAUUAUGAAAAAAGAGAUGAUCCUGUCUAGCUUCCGUCCGCUGCAACGGGGCAUCUCUGUGUGCAUGAACUGCAACAACACCAAGGUGAUCCGUGCUGUGCACAAGCUCCUGAUGAGCCUGAUGAGUAUCUUCCCUACCGAGUCGGCCAACUGCACUGUGGCCUCCAAGUAUGAAGAGCUGGAAGCCCUCUAUGCCCACGUCAGCAAACUCAUCUAUGAGGGCCUCACCAACUACGACAAGAACAAUGGAGGCAGCCCAUCCCUGUUCAGCACUCUGAUGAUCUUGAAGUCUGCAUGUGAGAACAAUCAGUGCUACAUCGACCGACUCAUCACUAUCUUUAUGAAGGUUCUCACCAAAAUGACCCAAGAGCACCUCAAGACACAGGAGACGACAUCAGGGAACAGGACUGCACAGCCUGUACCAGAGACAGAAAAAGGAGGCUCAAGUGAGCUGCUCAUCCUGAGUUUGGACCUGGUCAAGAACCGUGUGGGUGUGAUGAGCCAGGAGAUGCGCAAGUCUUUCAUCGGCAACAUUCUGGCCGGUCUCAUUGAGCGCACAGGGGACUCCAAGGUCAUGAGAGCCAUCACCAAGAUGGUGGAGGACUGGAUCAAAAACAAGACAACGAUAGCCAUCAAUCAGUCCCCAUCCACAAGAGAGAAGUGCAUCCUUCUGUCCAAGCUGAUGAGCAACAUUGAGAGACGUUUCCCAGCAGACAUUGAGCUAAACUCACAGUUCCUAGAUCUUGUGCUCUUCAUUUACAGAGACAAAGAUUUGGAGCGUUCGGAUCUUACAACGAAGCUGGAGAAUGCUUUCUUGGCUGGGCUAAGGUGUAACCAGCCACAUAUCAGACAGAAGUUCUUGGAGACAAUGGAGAAGAGCAUUCCCCGCAAGACCUUUGACCGACUGCUGUACAUGGCCUGCUCCCAAAACUGGGAAAACAUGGGCACCUACUUCUGGGUAAAACAGGCUCUUGAGUUACUGCUGGGUGUGUCUGUGAAGAGCACCAUGAUCCAGAGCUCUUCCCCGAUGAACCUGCUGCCCAGUGUCUGCUCAGUCAUCUCCAUGGCUGACUCGCAGGACCGUGCUGACUUUGCUGCCAUCAUGAAGGUCAAGGAGGAGCCCAUGGAUGUGGAGAGUGUGGACUCGGCCCGGGAGGAGGAUGACAUGGAUCUUGAGCUGACAUCAGAGUCGGGAGAAGAGUCAACAUCGUCCAAGGCUCCAAAGAAAGAAACUGGUCAAAGCCUGAAAACCCUAAUCAACAGGGAGACCAAGUUCCUAGAGACUUGUCGAGAAGUGAAGACGUUCCAGUACCUGGACAGCCUCUGCCAGCUGGCCCACAGCUCCACUGACCUGGCUCACACCACCUGGCUUGACCUCUUCCCACGCAUCUGGAAGAUACUCAAUGAGAAGCAGCAGGAACGUCUCAGAAAAGAGCUGGUGCCUUUCUUGACCAGCGGCUCGCACGUGAACCAGAGAGACUGCCACCCCAGCGCUGUGCACACUUUGGUGGAGGGCAUAGCUCUGUGCGUGCCACCCAUACCCAUCAAGGCUUGCGGUCUCAAGUACCUGGCACGCACCCACAACCUGUGGCACAGAAGUUGUUUGCUGUUGGAGGCAGCUGCCUUUGAUGACCCUAACCCUAUCCCCGGCAUUGCCAGGCUCGCCGUCAACGAGUAUGACUUCGAACCCCAGCCGGCCGCGCCUCUACAGGAAACCAUGGACUGCCUGUGUGAGAUUUAUGCCCUCCUGAAGGAAGAGGAUAUGUUCUCAGGCUUGUGGCAGAAGAGAGCCAAGUACCCAGAGACCAACACAGCUCUUGCUUACAUGCAGCACGGCUUCUUUGAGCAGGCUCAGACCACGUUUGAAGGGGUUAUGUCCAAGAUCAGAAUGGACCACAACACAUCACCCACUCCGAGAGAAGGGUGGAUGGAGCUGAAACUUAUUGAAGAGUGCUGGAUCAAAUGCUCUAAGGAAAUGAACCAAUGGGAGACACUGCUAGAGUAUGCCAACUCCCGCGGCAAUGUGAUACCCGAGCUCAUCCUAGAGUGUGCGUGGAGGGUUCCCAACUGGCCCCUCAUGAAGGACGCUCUCGGCAGAGUGGAAGGCAACUUCAAACGAGAACAGCAGUGGAAAAUUAACCUGUUUCGAGGAUAUUUGGCCAUCUGCAACUCUGAGGAGCAUCAUCUCAACUCACAGCAGAUCGAGCGUUUGGUGGAGACUUGUGGGAACCAAGUGAUCAAGGAAUGGCGGCGACUCCCAAGCAUUGUGGGUCAGAUUCAUGUGCAAUAUUUACAGGCAGCUCAGAUGAUCAUGGAGCUUCAAGAGGCAGCUCAAAUCAACCAGAGUCUUCAGCCAGCCAGCAUAGCACGCAGCACCAGCGUGCACGACAUGAAGGCUAUCGUCAAGACUUGGAAGAAUCGGUUGCCAAUGAUAUCAGAUGACCUGUCUCACUGGAGUGACAUUUUCACGUGGAGACAGCAUCACUACCAAUUCAUCAUCUCUCACUUUGAGAACCAACAGAGCAGUGACAAUAACUCAAAUUCCAUGCUGGGAGUGCAUGCCACAGCCCAGUCCAUCAUCCACUUUGGCAAGAUUGCUCGCAAACAUGGUCUGGUUGGUGUGAGCCUCGACUCGCUAAGCAAGAUCCACAACAUCACAAGUGUCCCAGUCCUGGACUGUUUCCAGAAGGUUCGACAGCAGGUCAAGUGCUACAUGCACAUGGGCACCUCACUCAACAAGAGCGAAUUCACUGAGGGCCUGGACGUAAUUGAAGUGACCAACCUCAAGUUCUUCACCAAGGAGAUGAUGGCAGAGCUCUACGCCAUGAAGGGAUACUUCCUGCAGCACCUCAGCCGCUCGGAGGAGGCCAACAAGGUGUUCUCGGCCGCUGUGCAGCUCCAUGACUGUCUGGUCAACGCUUGGGCACUGUGGGGUGACUACCUAGAGACCAUCUUCACCCGUGACAGAGUGAUGGAGACUGGGGAAGGAGCCACCAUCUGCUACCUGCACGCCUGCCGCUCGGCCAUCGAGGGCCGCACCAGGAAGUACCUGGCUAAGGCCAUCUGGCUGCUGACGUACGAUGAUGAGAACCUGACCAUCGCGACCACAUUGGACAAGCACCACCAGGGGAUUCCGGCCAUCCAGUGGUUGCCAUGGAUCCCCCAGCUGUUAACCUGCCUGGUGAGGAAGGAGGGAAAGCUGAUCAUGAACGUACUGACCACCAUCGGGCGUAUGUACCCGCAGGCCGUCUACUUCCCCAUCCGCACGCUCUACUUCACCCUCAAACUGGAGCAGCGAGAGAGACACAAGAAAGCCGGCAUCGACCCCUCCCGCACGGCCACAGCAACCACCACAGGUUCGACCAAUGCACCAUCUGGCUCCACACCAGCCACCAAUGCCGAUACAUCAGUGUCUUCUUCGUUGUCAUCUUCUGGAGCUCCAGGUGCUGCCCCUCCCACCCCAUCAGCCAGUAGCCCCAGUGUAGGGGAGGGGCUUCUCACCUCAUUGGCUGCAGGCUCUGUGUCAGAUUUCCUGUCAAGUUCCACCAGCGGCUCCAGUACCCCCCAGGCGGCCAGCACCACCCCUGGCCAGAACUCGGCCCCUCAGAACAAAGCCGGCUUGUCCAGCAGCAACUCGGAGUCAGGGCCAAUCAAGGCGCCGGAGCCCAUGUGGAGGUGUUCCAAGAUCAUGUCCAUUCAGAGGGACGUCCACCCCACUGUUCUGUCCACUCUGGAGGUCAUUGUUGACCAGAUGGUGUGGUUCCGAGAAAACUGGUAUGAGGAAGUCCUCAGACAGCUCCGACAAGGCCUGGAGAAGUGUUACGGUGUGGCUUUUGAGAACAGAGCAUCAGUGACAGACGCCACCAUCACCCCCCACACCCUGGGCUUCAUCAAGAAGCUUGUGAGCACGUUUGGCGUGGGCCUGGAGAACGUCAACUCUACCUCCUCCAGCCUGUGUGGGGCAGCCUCUGAGUCCUUGGCCCACCGAGCUCAGGCCACGGCACAGGACCCUGUCUUCCAGAAGAUGAAGAGCCAGUUCACCACUGACUUUGAUUUCAGUGUCCCUGGCUCCACAAAACUUCACAAUCUGAUCAACAAGUUGAAGAAGUGGAUCAAGAUCCUUGAAGCUAAGACAAAGCUGUUUCCAAAGUCCUUCUUGAUCGAGGAAAAAUGCAGUGUGCUGAGUAACUUCACUGCCAACACGGCGGAGAUUGAAAUGCCUGGAGAGUUUCUCCUGCCUAAGCACAACCACUACUAUGUUCGCAUCGCCCGUUUCAUGCCUCGAGUGGAGAUAGUUCAGAAGCAUAACACGGCAGCCAGACGCCUAUACAUCAGAGGGCAGAACGGAAAAGAGUACCCGUAUCUGGUUGUGAAUGACGGUUGUUUGAUCGAGUCGAGACGAGAGGAGAGAACUUUGCAGCUUCUUAGGAUGUUGAAUCAAUUCUUGACGAAACAAAAGGAAACAAGUCGUCGUCUACUGUAUUUCACCGUUCCUCGAGUGUUGUCGGUGUCACCACAGCUCAGACUUAUCGAGGACAACCCAGCGUCUGUGUCACUGCUGGACAUCUACAAACAGCGCACCAACAAGCGCGGUAUUGAGCCUGACGCACCGAUCGCCCGAUACUACGAGCGGCUGGCCACAGUCCAGGCCCGCGGCUCCCAGGCUUCCCACCAGGUACUGCGGGAGAUCCUGAAGGAGGUCCAGACCAACAUGGUGCCCCGGGGUCUCCUCAAGGAGUGGGCUCUCAACACUUUCCUGGAUGCCACCGAUUACUGGACCUUCCGUAAAACGUUGACCAUCCAGCUGGCUUUGAUGGGACUGGCAGAGUUUGUGCUGCAUCUGACCCGCAUGAACCCAGACCAAAUGUACCUGCACCAGGACUGUGGAUAUCUCAGUAUCUCCUUCUUCAAGUUUGAUGUCGAUGAUCAGACAGGUGACCUUGACGCUAACCGCCCCGUUCCGUUCCGUCUGACCCCAAACAUUGCUGAGUUCCUGACCCAGACCGGUGUGACGGGCCCGCUGACCGCUGCUAUGGUGGCCACAGCCCGCUGCCUGGUCCAGCCCCAGUACAAGCUGCCCUCUUUCCUGAGGACCAUCCUGAGGGACGAGUACAUCUCCUGGCACAAGAAGAAAAUGGAAGAGUUGACCCCGACUGACGAGCCCCCAGACAUGGAAGGAGAACAGCUGGUGACCCUGGUGAACAAGGCCGUCUCCGCCAUCACCACCAGAGUGCAAAAUCUGGCGUCAUUUGAAGGUGCGGACAGCCGCGUCAGUACUCUGGUCACCGCGGCAACCAACACAGACAACCUGUGUCGCAUGGACCCUGCCUGGCACCCCUGGCUGUAGUCAUGCAAUGAUGCCGGAGGCAGGAACAACUGCAGCAAAAACCUUUUCUUUAUUUUAGUUCUAUUCUUUUUUUUUCGUUAAUGUAUUGUUGUUGUUUUUUUCUGUUGUCUGAUUUAUAUAACAAUCAGGUGUUUCAUUUUUGUACUGAGCUUGAUGCUCCAUCUAAUAAAUGUCCUUGGUUCAGUCCACCACUCUUUGUAAAUGGAAUUGUUUCCUGUAGUGUCAAUAAGAUUGUAGAGUAUGAAAAAGGAAGUUCUUUUGGAACUUGGAAAUGUACAAAAUACAAACCCAUUAUGUUAAUAUUGACAUGUACAGUUUCUUUUGAUGAGGUCAAGGGUUGAUUUUUUCUGAAGUUGGAAUUUCAGGAAGAGGCAGACAUUUUAAAAUUAGAUUUUCCGUUCAUUGCAUUUUAUUAGCAGAUUUUUAUAGGGAUGAGUUCAGUCAGUUACAUAACUGUGUGUACAUGAGUUUGUGAGUUUUAAAAAUUAUUUCUUAAUUGAUGGUUCAUCUUUUCAGUCAAAAUGAAAAGAAGAGAUUAUGGUUUGCGGUGAUUGAGUCCUGUCUAAAGACAGCCAAGUUUUUUUGUAACAAAAUUUGGGGGACUGAAAAGUAAUGGAAUCAUGAAGUAAUAAUGACAAAGAGUAUGAGGUUUCUCAGCAGUGGCCUUUUCACCCUUACCUUCUUUCUUUCUGUCCAACUGAGAGUAACACAGGUCAGUGGAAGGGCUCAUCUCUUCGACUUUGCUUUCUACAAAAGUACAAAUAACCUGCAUUUCUGUAAGUGUGUUGAUGUCUAGGUCAAUGUAAAAUCUAAAUGGGAUUCGGUUGUGGGGACCAAAUAGUUUAUUUUUCUAUUAAUGCUGUGCUGGUACAUGUGUGGAAGAUGUGGAUGAAAGGAUUGUACGAGACUUGGAUCACACCAGGUGAGAAAAUUGAUUGUCUGAAAUUCAGAAGAGUAUGCAGAUUUCAUUGAGGUAUUGGCAUAUUGUAUUAUGAAAAGGAGUGUGUUAUUAUAAGAAAAGUGGUUGAAAGAGAGGGAGGAAAAUGUGAAAGAGAGAAAGUGACGUGGAGAGAAAGCAAAUCUUGCAGUUCUUGCUUGUCCCAACUUUGCACUUUUAACAACUACUAAGAUAUUGGCCAUUGAAAUCCUUGUGGUGGCUUUAGUAUUACGUGUGGAAAGAACUUUGAUUGUAUAUAUGGUGCUUUUAUUUUUUCACUACUGCAUUGAAAACGCUGUCUAAGUGUAGAUUUCUUAAAACUGUUCUUAGUCUUAGUUUCUAGGUCUAAAAUUUUUAGGAAUAUGAAAUGUAUAAUAAGUAUAUGGUUGCAAACGUGUGCUCAAAGUGUUCCUAUUCAAAGGGAUCUGUCUUAGUUCUAUUUGGCACCAUUAAUUUCCUGUAGUUUUUUUUCUUGUGUUCUUUGGGAGGGGGGGGGGAGCAAAGGGAAGAUCUAGAUCUGUGGUUGUUAAUGGUUAUGUCAGCUGUUGCUUAAACCACGUUUUUUUAAUUAGAUAUUGUCAUUUCUAUUUGGGGACUGUUCUUUUGUUGUCAACUGCAAUUAUAAAGUGUUCUGGUAUAGGCUGUUCACUCAAGAUAUCGUGGCUUUUAGGGACAGCCUAAAUCUACAUAAGUUUCCAUUUGUCUUUUCCGGUCAGUAUUUAUUUUCUCCGAGUCACACCUAAGGGCACUUUUUCACUGGACAAAGGGGCCUUUUCUGUCUUAAUAAAUAGCGGAGGCAAAUAAUUACAUAUAAUAUCAUUAGGUGAGUAAAGUGCUCACGACGAUGUCUUUCAUGGUCUGACCCAUGUUUGUGACAAAGCAAAAUGUUUCUAUUUCUCGUGCUCUUACAAUAAGUACAAAUGUUGUUUACCUACUGCCUAGAUAGGUUAAAUAACACAAUAAAUCACCUCAGAAUUGUAAUUCAUUUACAAAGACAAAGAGAUAACAUUCUUGUUAAGUGCCAGAUAGGUACCAUUUUCUGUGAGCUGUCGCUCAGAUACAUUUUAUUGAAAUAAGCAUACUGUCAAAAUUUUGAAUAAAUGAAUUAGUGUAUUCUAUCAAAUUAUUAGUAUUAGCAGUAAUUAUUUUGUUUUUCAAAUGGGUGGUCUAUGUAGUGUUUAUAAUUGAAUACAUUUUGCUAUUAUUUUCUUAAAGCAUACUUUUGUACAAACUUGUUUUAGAAAAAUAUUAAUGUUAUAGACCCCGAUACACUGUUGCUUUUCUUAAGAGUUGUUAAACUUUGAUCCUCAUUGUGUGUAGAUUGCCACUAAUUCCAUUACUGCCGUUACUAAUUCUGUGGGUGUAAAAAUAUGCACAGUACAUUUGUAAGUAAGAUCAUUUCAUCAUCAUUCUAUCAGAACUUUUUAUGUACAUUCCGCAUUCGUCCCUUCUUAUUCUCAUUUCAGUGUUCAUUCAUGCAAUCAUUGAUAUUUUUCAAUAAAAGUCAAACAAUAAA